AAGUAUGUAAAAAUGCAGUGCACUGUGAGUACCCAGGUGGUGCACUCAAAACGGUCAAAAAGUUGAGUAUGGAACUAUGGCAUAGAACAAUAUUUCUCGCCCUCAAUGGUCGCCAUCUUGGCUACGUAGCGGAAGGGGAGGGACCACUUUUCAAACUGGAAAUGGCGGCCGAGUACACGUAACAACGGCGAGCAUCGCCGCUGAAAUGAAAAGAAAGAGGUUCCGCGACGCACACGCGCUGCUCACGCAUCCAGUGUGUCCCAAGCGUCAUAAAGAACGACACACAUGUUUAUCUGAAGACUGUUUCUUGCAUUUAAACCAGAGUCAAAGUUUAUCUUUGUGAUGGCUAGAUGUAGUUAAAUUUAAAGUUAAUGUAAACUAAUAAGAAGCUGCUAACUUGAGAGGUAGAACUGGGUGUAUUAUUUGUGUGUCUCCAGUGUUACUGGUUUACCUCUCAGACUCCACAAGAUGAGUGAUUUGGAGGAAGAGGAGGAUGGAGCAGACUCUCUAACAUCCAGCCUUCUGUCUAUAGAGAUUGACCGGUCUGUAGAUGAUCCUCCAGGCUUCAGUAAUGAACCUGUACCCUCAGACACAAAAGAGAGGAACAUGAGGGGUGUUUCUGUGGAGGAGCAGCUGUUCUGCUGUUCUUUGUGUCAGGACCUCCUGAAGGAUGGAGUCUCUAUUGGCUGUGGACACUUGUUCUGCAGACAGUGCAUCACCUCAUACUGGGACCAGUCUGCUUCAUCAGGAGACUUCUCCUGUCCCCAGUGUGUAAAAAGUUCCAGAACAAGACCUGGACUGCAGACAGACAGUCAGACCAGCACUGUACAAAAAGAUAGUGGUCCGGAGGAGGUUAUAGAUAAGUAUAAGUUUUCACUGAGGAGGAUAUGUCAACAUGUGACUGAAGGAAUUGAUGAAGCAGGAAGUGAAACCCUCCUCAACAGUAUCUACACUAAGCUCUACAUCACAGAGGCAACAAGUAAAGAUGUUAAUACCCAACAUGAGAAAUGGCGGUUUGAAACAGGUUCCAAGAUGGAGACCCUCCACGACACUCAAAUCAAGUGUCAGGACAUCUUUAAAGCCUUACCUGACCAACAGAAAUACAUCAGAGUUGUUCUGAUGAAUGGCGUCGCUGGCGUUGGAAAAACUUUCUCAGUGCAGAAGUUCACUCUGGACUGGGCAGAGGGCUUGGAAAACCAAGAUGUCAAUCUGGUGAUUCCGCUUUCGUUCAGGAAGCUGAACUUGAUCAAAGAUAAGCAGUACAGUCUCCUCAUGCUGAUCCAUGUUUUCCAUCCAACAUUACAGAAGGUCACAGCAGAACAGCUCGAUGACUAUAAAGUUUUGUUCAUCUUUGACGGCCUGGAUGAAAGCAAACUUUUACUGGAUUUCAACAGCAGGAAGGAGAUCGUGUCUGAUGUCACACAGAAGUCAUCAGUCAACGUGUUGUUGACAAACCUCAUCAAGGGGAAUCUGCUUCCUUUUGCUCUCGUCUGGAUAACUUCCCGACCUGCAGCCAAUCAGAUGCCUCGUACAUGUGUUGACAGGGUAACAGAAGUACGAGGCUUCACUGACGUCCAGAAGGAGGAGUACUUCAGGAGGAGAUUCAGUGAUGAAGAGCAGGCCAGCAGAAUCAUCUCACACAUCAAGACAUCUGAGAGCCUCCACAAUAUGUGUCACAUCCCAGUGUUGUGCUGCAUCAUUGCUACAGUUCUGGAGCGAAUGUUGACUACAGACCAGAGAGGAGAGCUGCCCAAGACCCUGACUGACAUGUACUCACACUUCCUGCUGGUUCAGACACAGAGGAAGAAACACAAGUAUGAUGAGGGACAUGAGAUGAGUCCACAGGUUCUGACAAAGAGGAAGAAGCACAAGUAUGAUGAGGGACAUGAGACGAGGCCACAGGAGCUGAUGGACGCUGACAAGGAAGUUCUACUGAAGCUGGGGAGACUGGCAUUUGAACAACUGGAGAAAGGAAACGUCGAGUUCUACCAAAAAGACCUGGAGGAGUGUGGUCUUGAUGUCAAAGAGGCCUCAGUGUUAUCGGGAUUUUGUACAGAGAUCUUAAAAAGACAGAAUGUGAUCUUCCAAAUAACAGUCUACUGCUUUGUUCAUCUGAGCGUUCAGCAGUUUCUGGCUGCAGUCUACAUGUACCACUGUUACACCAGCAGCAACACAGAGGUACUGAAGGCCUUCCUGGGAGAAGAGUACGAACUUAGGAAACCAGAACAAAAGUCUUCCCUCAUGAAGAUUACUGCUUUUUCCAGAAACAAUGACCCAUCUCUGGAUGUCUUCUUGACGGCAGCCAUUGAGAAAUCUCUCAGAAGUGGAAAUGGCCACCUGGACUUGUUUGUUCGAUUCCUUUAUGGCCUCUCUCUGGAGUCCAACCAGAGUCUCUUAGAAGGCCUCCUGGGUCGGACAGAGAACAGUCCAGAAAUCAUCCAGAGGCUCACCAACAACCUGAAGGAGAUGGACAUGUAUGAUAUCUCUCCUGACAGAAGCAUCAACAUCUUCCACUGUCUGAUGGAGAUGAACAUCUACUCAGUACAUAUGAUUCAAAAGUUCCUGAAGUCAGAGAACAGAUCAGAGAAAAAACUCUCUGAGAUCCACUGCUCAGCUCUGGCCUACAUGUUGCAGAUGUCAGAGGAGGUUCUGGAUGAGUUGAACCUGGGGGAGUACAACAUAUCACCUGAGGGACGACGGAGACUGAUCCCAGCUGUGAGGAAGUGCAGAGAGGCUCGACUUUCUCAGUGUGGACUAUCAGAGAAUCACUGUGAAGUUGUGGCCUCAGCUCUCAAGUCUAACCCCUGCCAUCUGAGAGAGCUGGAUCUAAGCUACAACAUGCUGCAGAAUUCAGGACUGAAGCUGCUGUCUGCUGGACUGGAGAGUCCAAACUGUAUACUGGAGACUCUGAGAUUGAGGUACUGCAGUUUGUCAGAGAUCAGCUGUGUUUCUCUGGCCUCAGCUCUGAAGUCCAACCCCUCCCAUCUGAGAGAGCUGGAUCUGAGCUUCAAUGAACUGCAGGAUUCAGUAGUGAAGCUGCUGUGCGAUUUUCUGGAGAGUCCAUACUGUAGACUGGAGACUCUGAGACUGAGGUGCAGCAGUUUAUCAGAGAUCAACUGUGCUUCUCUGGCCUCAGCUCUGAAGUCCAACCACUCCCAUCUGAGAGAGCUGGAGCUAAGCUACAACAAGCUGCAGGAUUCAGGAGUGAAGCUGCUGUGUGAUUUUCUGGAGAGUCCACACUGUAGACUGAAGACUCUGAGAUUGAGAUACUGCAGGUUGUCAGAGAUCAGUGGUGCUUUUCUGGGCUCAGCUCUGAAGUCCAACCCCUCCCAUCUGAGAGAGCUGGAGCUUAGUGACAACAAGCUGCAGGAUUCAGGAGUGAAGCUGCUGUGUGAUUUUCUGGAGAGUCCACACUGUAGACUGGAGACUCUGAGAUUGAGGUACUGCAGUUUGUCAGAGAUCAGCUGUGUUUCUCUGAUCUCAGCUCUGAAGUCCAACCCCUCCCAUCUGAGAGAGCUGGAACUGGGUGGAAACGACUUGCAGGAUUCAGGGGUGAAGCUGCUGUGUGAUCUUCUGGAGAGUCCACACUGUAGAUUGGAGACUCUGUGGUUAGUAGUGGAUUUAAGUCAGUCCAUGUUAAUGAGCCCCUUUAUUUGUCUCAGAGGUGAUAUUUUGGAUGAUACGGUUAUCAUCCAAUCAAAGAUCCAGUAUUUCCAGGUACAGUUAAUAGUUUCUUACGUUAGUGUUGAAGGUGUGAGAGGAGAAUGGAGCAGAUAUAUAUAUGUGUCUAGGUUCUAUGAUUCUAAAGGUUUACCUGUCACGUCAACUGGAAACCAGAAGAUGAGUGGUUAUGUGGAGGAAGAGGACAAAUCAGAGUCUCCAGUAUCCACUUGUGUGUCCAAACAUCAUCCUCUGGACUUCAAUGAUGAAGCUGGACCCUCAGACCUAAAGAUGGAGGACAGACAAAACAAUGCUGCACCUGACAGACAUAAAGGAGAUCCGUCCACAUCCAAUACAACUCUUGAUGUGUCUGUAGACAACAGAGAGGUUCAGCUGUAUCCUGAUGAUCCAGAGAGGUUGAAGCAGCAGCAGCAGCUUGUGUGCAGAGAGAAUCUGACUGGGACAAAUUACUGGCAGGUCUUCAAACCCAUAGUGCGGGCAGAGUCUGCAAACAUUUCAUACAGGUUCAGGUGUCCUGGUCCAGGUGUGUUCCGUUGCACUUUUACUGGACUGGUGUUUGUUAUGGCUCAGGAGGCAGAGCUGCAGUACAGGACUGUCCAAUGGGAUGAGAGCCUCCUACAUCCAGCUGGCAAGAUGGCUGCAGGGCCGCUGUUCAACAUCCAGAGUCCUGACGGUGCUGUCAGUCAGCUCCACCUGCCACACUGUGAAACCAUGGAUGCUCCACUCCCUGAAGGUGUGCUGUCUGUUGUCCACAUCACUGAUGAUGGAAUGAGCAUCCUGGAGCCGCUGGAGAUUACAGACACUCAUGUGGUUGUGAAUGUCCCUCACCUCUCUGCUUUUGGCCUGGUCUGGGAUUUUGUCAUGAGGUUUGCCAACAUCACACGGACAAUUAAUGGCCAGGUUCUGCUGUUCCUCCGACCUCCGGACACACAUGAUCGAAUACUUGAUGUAUUUCUGCUGCAGGACAACAUUCCUCUGAGUGAGGUUAAAGUCCAGCAAGGAGAAGCUGAGUACAUCAAGAUCGCUUCUGACUGUCAUCUCAGCACUGAUCAAAUUUACAGUGUUCACUGUGAACCUGAGGCCUCCACAGUACAGCCUGAGCAUGUACCAUUUCACACAAAAUAUGGACCAAAUUUCUUCCCAACAUUUGAGGUUUUCCUCACUACAAACCAAGAGAGAGUGACUUUGAUGGUCCAAGACCAAGAGGGAACACAAGUGUGGAAAUGUGUCGUGUGUCUGACAGGUCCAAGAAGGGAAAAUCUACAGCUGAAUCUCCCAGCAGGGGACAGCAUCCCAGCAGAGGAGAGGCUACGCUUAGUUCGGAGACAGUUUGUUAGCAGUGUGUCUGAACCUAAUCUAAACACGCUUCUGGAUAAACUUUUUGAGUGUGGUAUUAUAAAUGAUGAUGAAAUGCAGUCAGAACACAAACAGGAGGAAACAAAGCUCGAGAAGUGAUCGACAUGGUGCGAAGAAAGGGAACUGAAGCCAGCUCAAUUUUUAUUGUCGCCCUCCAUAAAGUGGAUCGAAACCUUUCCAGACUGCUCAAAUUAAGCUGAGUGUGAUGAUAAACAUGUAUAAUAGCUGGCUCUUUUACAGUCUCAGGUUACUUAUUGUUAUCUUUAAAUGAGAUGUUUUGACCUUAAAAGCUGUGUUUUUAAUAAGGGGACUUUCACUCAGGUUGUAAAAAGGGCCUUUAGAAAGAGAUCCAACAAAACUUGGACUACAUUGGAUAGAUUUUGAGCAGAGAACAAUUCCACUUAGAGGUUGUGUCUGCAAAUAUGAACUAAAACAGAUGCUGCUGCUGUUAAAUGAGACCUCAAACAAAAGACUCAAACAGAAGGUUUGUGAGUAAAGCUAUUGGUCUAAUGCAAUAAUUAUAAUUAAAAGUGCAGUCAGACCUUUUUCUAAUUCAAUAUAAAAGCCUUAACUGAGUAGUUACUUAUCCCUCUCAAACAACGAGAAUGAUCACCUUUCUAGAUCUCUGCCGCUUUUUUAGAGCUUUAAGAAGGUACAUUCUUAAGUAGCAUAUGUAACACAUUAAUUUGACAUGUAGAGUUAACUUUGGUGGUUCUGUGUUCAAGUUCAAGAUCUGUGCAGAGAUGGGGUUAACUUUUUACAUCAGCUCUACAUCACUCCACCUAAAUUACACAAAUAAAAAACUCAAAUCUCUCACCUCUCUGCUUCAGAUUUGGCUUAAAUGAAGGUAAAUUCUUACUUUCCACCUGUUCUUUUCCCCCAAAUAUACAGUUUUUGGACAAAUGUAUGCAGUAUUUUUUUUACACAUCCAUGGGCUUAAUUUCCAAGUGGACCCUGAAAUUUGCUUGUCAGGUAACUUCACCAGCUUCAACCUUGGUCAUCAUGACAAAGCUGUUAAGCUCACAGAAAUCUUAUUUAUUAUUGCCGAAUAUGUGUGAUGUGAGAAUGGUAGAAACAAGAGUAAAUCCUUUUACAACAUAGAGCAGUCUUUUAUUGAUUAUAUUAAAAACUUUCCUCUCAACCAGAUUGACCUGUCUUAGACACAUUUAUCUCAAUUUAUUGAAUGUAUUCUGGAUUGCGCCAAACUGAAGAUGAUGUGGUCUGAUGUCAAAUGAAGAAAGAGGAAAGAAAACAUAUCAGCAGGUCAGAGUUUGAAUGUUGUUCCUUGUUUCCACCACUAGAUGGAUACAGAACAUUAUUGACAAACAAAGAGGCUGCACCACCUGAGAGAAAUGAAGGACUGAAAAACAACAGAUCCCUUUUGAGAAAGAUUUUUGAGUUCAAGUUAUACACAGAGUAAAUUAGUGCACAGAUUUUGUGGUGCCAGGGUAAUUAUAGAACCUUUACAUUGAGAAUACAGGAACAAACUGGAACUAAAACAGAAGACGGUGUCUGUUUGACAUUAGCAGUAGUAUUUUAACCCUCAAAUCGCUUCUAAUCUAAUUUCAUAACUUUUCAUUUUUCGGUGGUCCGGGCUUUAAAAAGUAACCUUAGUGCAAAACUGCUGCUUCUAAAAUCUUUUCAUCAACAUCAUCAUUACAUCGUUGUUACACCACAGCCAUCGUCAUCUUCAUCAGUCAUAUCAUCAUCAUAUUUACACUCUAAAAACUUUGGUGUGUAGCAUUUGAACAUUUCUGACUUUGAUGACUCCUUGUAAAAUAAAACUUCUUCUUCAAAAGCUACAUUUUAUACCAUGAGAAUCAUUUGAAAAAUGCUGUAAACACAUGAGACAAGCAGCAAGUUUUAGUUCUGACCUACAUGUGAAACAAAAAUAACAUGAAGUGCAGAAAACAAUAAAGCAUAAACCAACAGGAUUCAUUGAACACCAAGAACAAGGUUCAGUUCAUGAUACAAAUAAAGAGCUUAUAAAACAAACUUUGAACAAAUCAGUCAAAGAAUUACAAAAUGCUUUUUACCUUGGAAAAAGUACACUAGUGUUUACACAAUGACGGCAACAGCAGAGCAACUGAAAGUACCUUGUACCUCACAGUACAGACUCACAGGUUGUUAAAAGGUUUGGUUGGGAAGCUCCAGGUUACAGGAUGUUGAGUUCCUGCAGUGAAAACAGGAUUUCAGAGUCUCCAAUGAACCUUCAGGUGUUUGGACUGUGGGAGGAAUCCCGCACACAUGCAAACUGUCUGUACACAGAAAGAAGCAGCCCACACCCAGUGAUGUGACGACACCACAGAAUUUAUAAUGUACAAAAACAGGCAACAAAACAUCAGACACAAGCAAAAAUCCAGAACUAGACAUCAAGACUCAAAUGUGAAAUCCUCUUCUUUAUUAAACACUCAUGACACAA
Molecule: messenger RNA, 7459 nt
Organism: Thunnus maccoyii (southern bluefin tuna)
Lineage: Eukaryota; Metazoa; Chordata; Actinopteri; Scombriformes; Scombridae
Product: NACHT, LRR and PYD domains-containing protein 12-like
Exons: 17
Coding region: 469-5136 (1555 amino acids)
Biological process (GO): regulation of apoptotic process
Molecular function (GO): protein binding
Source: RefSeq, a predicted model, not a curated record